Messenger RNA from Striga asiatica, 3138 nucleotides. The record is from the annotation of a GenBank genome assembly. Lineage: Eukaryota; Viridiplantae; Streptophyta; Magnoliopsida; Lamiales; Orobanchaceae.
CUCAAGUCUAGCUGGACUAUUUGUAACUCACCUUUUUAAGGCUUACCAGAGUUGACUCAGUAUAUAAACUAUUGGGUUUGCAACGUUUUCAAACUCAGCUCCGCCAUUGUUGAACAACUUCCUUCUCAUUUCUCUGUUAUAAACUGAGCUUCUUUUGUGAACUGCGAACUUCUAUAUAUAUACUUACACAUGUACAUUUACGCAUACAGUUAGAUAUAGCAGCUCGUCCUUCAAUUUCACCUCCUGAAGCUACUCCUUAGGCGCCCAAGCAAAAGAUUUUGGCGUUUGCUUUUUCCGACGAGUAUGGUUGUACUUCUUGCCUCCGUUGCUGUACCUUCGAGCUCGUCGUCGAUUUUAAAGCUCGCCGAAGCUGAAAAAAUCACUGGACGAUCCUUUGCUGCGGUUGUACUUUCAGCUUCUGUUAUGGUACCUUCGGAUUUUCGGUGUUGUCGUGCGGAUAAGAGGUUGAAGACAACCCCUGCGUAUUGUGAUGCAGUAAAUUGUCGAACAAAUUUAGAAAGUAAAGAGAUGACGGUGACACCAAAGAUAUCCAUCAACGAGGGGAACCUUAUGGUUCAUAGGAAAACGAUACUCAAAGGGGUGCCUGAUAACAUUUUUCUAACCCAGGGAUUGGGUUCGAUGGCUGGUGCAUUUAUCGGUGCCAAAGCUUCGCAUAGCAAAAGCCUUCAUGUCUUCCCAGUUGGUGUCCUAGAGGGUGUACGGUUCAUGUGCUUAUUCCGAUUCAAGCUCUGGUGGAUGACUCAGAGGAUGGGGACCUGUGGUAAGGAAAUUCCUUUGGAAACCCAAUUCAUGCUUGUGGAGACUAAGGAUACAAGUGAAGUCGAGCGUGAAGACAGCCCGACUAUCUACACUGUCUUCUUGCCGCUUCUCGAAGGCCAGUUUCGUGCUGUUCUUCAGGGAAACGAGAAAAACGAGCUCGAAAUCUGUCUCGAGAGUGGAAUGCAAAUUGUGGGAUGCUUUGCGAUUAAGAAAAAUCCCAAGGGAGAUAAUGCAGUUCAAACCAAUCAAGGGAAUUGCCUUGUUUACAUGCAUGCCGGGACCAAUUCUUUUGAAGUGAUCAACCAGGCUGUGAAAGCUGUCGAGAAACACUUGCAAACAUUUCAGCACCGAGAGAAGAAGAAGCUUCCCUCGUUCAUCGACUGGUUCGGGUGGUGUACAUGGGAUGCUUUCUACACCGAUGUCACAGCUGAGGGCGUUGAAGAAGGACUAAAGAGGCAAUUCCACUCUUGCAGCUUGUCUGAAGGAGGCACGCCGCCCCGUUUUUUGAUUAUAGACGACGGCUGGCAACAGAUAGGAAGUGAGGCCAAGGAAGACCCGAAUUGUGUUGUUCAAGAGGGCGCUCAGUUCGCAAAUAGGCUAAUGGGACUUAAAGAGAACGCAAAGUUCCAAAAGAAAGACGAAACCGACGAACACGAAUCUGGUCUGAUACUCGUCGUGAGAAAAGCCAAGCAGCAGCAUAAUGUCAAGUAUGUGUACGUGUGGCACGCUUUGGCCGGCUACUGGGGUGGGGUCCACCCCUUGGGUCCCGGCAUGGACCAUUAUCAGACUGCAUUAGCAUACCCUAUCCAGUCCCCGGGAGUCCUCGGCAACCAGCCGGACAUCGUCAUGGACAGCCUGGCGGUCCACGGUUUGGGCCUUGUACACCCCACGAAAGUCUUCGACUUUUACAACGAGCUCCACGCCUACCUGGCAUCGUGCGGUGUGGACGGAGUCAAAGUCGAUGUGCAGAACAUUAUCGAGACCCUCGGGUCUGGUCACGGCGGGCGGGUCUCCCUCACCCGAAGCUACCACCAGGCGCUCGAGGCUUCCAUUGCCCGGAACUUUCCGGAUAACGGGUGCAUUGCAUGCAUGUGCCAUAAUACGGAUGGGUUGUACAGCGCUAGGCAGACAGCUGUAGUAAGGGCCUCGGACGAUUUUUAUCCACGUGACCCUGCAUCACACACGAUCCAUAUCUCGUCUGUGGCUUAUAAUACCGUGUUUUUAGGAGAGUUCAUGCAGCCCGACUGGGAUAUGUUUCAUAGCUUGCACCCAGCUGCAGAGUAUCAUGCUGCGGCUCGAGCUGUUGGUGGGUGUGCAAUCUACGUUAGUGACAAGCCUGGUCACCACAAUUUCGAGCUCCUGAAGAAACUGGUACUUCCGGACGGGUCCAUUCUCAGAGCAAAGUUGCCCGGACGGCCCACACUAGACUGCCUCUUCGUCGAUCCAGCCCGAGAUGGAACAAGCUUGCUUAAAAUCUGGAAUGCGAACAAGUUUUCUGGGGUGGUUGGAGUAUUCAACUGCCAGGGGGCCGGGUGGUGCAAGGUGGCUAAGAAAACGCGCAUUCACGAUGCUUCGCCUGGGACUCUCACUGGCUCUGUACGAGCCACGGAUGUCGACAUGAUAGCUGAAAUAGCUGGACCGGAUUGGAGUGGAGAGUGUGUUAUCUAUGCUCAUCGAACGGGGGAGAUUUUCAAGUUGCCUAAAGGGGCCUCCUUACCAGUUACGCUUAAAGUUCUCGAAUAUGAACUCUUCCAUUUUUGCCCCUUGAAGAAUUUGAAGGGAAACAUAUCGUUCGCGCCUAUUGGUUUGCUCGACAUGUUCAACUCCACUGGUGCUCUCGAGCACUUUGAGGUCAUUUUAGAGAAAUCAGAUGCCUCGACUGAUAAAGAAUCAACUGGUGCGAAAAUCGGGCUCGAGGUAAGGGGAUGUGGCCGGUUUGGAUUCUACUGUUCGCAACGACCCUCAAAAAGCACGGUUGAUGGCAAGGAGAUCGAGCUUAACUACGAAGCCUCGAAUGGGUUGGGUACUCUGAUGCUUCCGGUUCCACAUAAGGAGAUGUACAGGUGGCGUGUCGAAAUCGAAGUUUGAGUACUGUUUUUACUGUAUGGGGAGAGUCUGGAAUUUUUAUUCUUGAAUAUGGGUCUAUGGGUUCAUGUUGUUGGAAGUGCUUUUUGCGAGGAAAAGCUACAGAAGUUUCUCUAUGAAGUGAGGACAUGAAGUGUUUGUUGUACUUAGUAACAUAUUCAAGUUUACUGCAAUAAAAUUCUAUGUUUUAUUGUACAAUAAUAUCUCAUUUAUCCUUUAAUUCUCUCAAUAAACACAAGAAACUUAGAGGCUUGAUUCCGUUUUAUAUUUUUG